AUCCUGGUCCCUGUGAGUACACAGUCCUCCUGUGUGCGAGUAUCAAAUUCCUCCAACAUGCGUGCUCUUCAGCUUCUGCUCAAGACCAGCCCCGCUGCCCUGCUCCUGAUUCUCUGCCUGAGACUGGGGACUGGUGCAGCUCAAGAACUGCCACGAAACAUAAUCUCAGCAAACCUGACAAUUAUUCCAAAUGGAGUCCCGACGAACUAUCUGGUAACAUUCUCAGUUACAAAUCACGAGACCCCAUACAUGGUGAUUAAAACCACCAUCCAGGCCACCCCAAACGUUGUGUUUCCUUUUGGUAAUUUUGCUUCCACCAGCUGUCUGUGUAGUACAAGAAACUUCUUCUGGGACAUACAAACGUUUGAAAAUGCGACCAUAAUAGGGUUGGCUCAAGUUGUGUCCGAGGAGAACAUAUGCCCUCCUGAUGUGGCACUGUACCCCGUCACUGGUGACAAAGUCUUUGUUGUGGACAAUGUCAACAUAACACCCUGAUCUGGAAAGUCUGCUGUCUCUGAGUUUGUGGGCAUCUGUGUAGACAGUAAAAUAAACUCCCUACUGGCUUCUCAA
This is a messenger RNA of Vicugna pacos (alpaca), 570 nucleotides long. Its product is annotated as prolactin-inducible protein homolog. The record is from RefSeq and is a predicted model, not a curated record. Gene Ontology annotation, biological process: regulation of immune system process; proteolysis. Gene Ontology annotation, molecular function: aspartic-type endopeptidase activity. Lineage: Eukaryota; Metazoa; Chordata; Mammalia; Artiodactyla; Camelidae. Gene Ontology annotation, cellular component: extracellular region.